UCCCCACCAACUCACUGAGUCAAACUCACUCUCCUCCUCCAAAAAACCCUCGCAAACCCCUCCACAGUCCACAGUCCACACCCACCCUUUCUCUCUCCUCCCAAAAAUGGUUCUCCACCGCCCACUACUGGGCAAAACCCACCUCCUCCUCCACCGCCACCUCCGCUACUUCAGUCAAUCCGCCGCCGCCCUAGUCCUCCCUUACGACCCAGAAGCUCCACUCACUUACCUCCCCGAGUUCCCAAAACCCGACCCGUCUGAGACAAUCACUGCCAUACCUCGCUCUGAAUCCGGCAAGAAGAUAUGCGCACAUGAAAGGAAAGCGGGCCGGGUACCCAGCAUUGUUUUUGAGCAGAAAGAUGGGCAACAUGGUGGGAAUAAGAGGUUGAUCUCAGUUCAAACUAAACAGAUCAAGAAACUUGUUGCUCAAAUGGGUUCCUCUUUCUUCUUGUCUCGCCUUUUUGAUCUCCAUGUCAAACCUACUUUUGAUUCUGAUGACAUUGUCGAAAAUGUCCGCGUUCUUCCCAGGAAGAUCCAUAUGAAUGCAGCCACCGAAGCUAUACUUAAUGUUACUUUCAUUAGAGCUCCCUCUGAUGCCUUAUUGAAGGUCGAAGUUCCCCUUGUAUUUAGAGGAGAAGAUGUAUCACCUGGAUUAAGAAAAGGUGCGUAUCUGAAUAUCAUUAAAAAGACAGUUAAAUAUCUUUGCCCUGCGGACAUAAUCCCUCCCUAUAUUGAUGUGGAUUUAAGUGAGAUGGAUGCUGGUGAAAAGUUGGUAAUGGGGGACCUUAAUGUUCAUCCGGCACUGAAGCUGCUUCAGUCAAAAGAUGAGCCAAUUCUAAAGAUUAUGGGUGCUAGAGUUUCUGAAGUAAAGAAAGCCAAGUAGGCAUUUCAUUCGAGUUACCAAGAAUACAAGAUACAUGAAGCUUCAAAUUGUGAUUUUUUUUCAUCAAUAUGAUCUUGGUAGGGAGUUAUUUUUGUCCUACAUAAUGCCUAUAUGAAUGACCUAAACAAGGGCAUAUGGUGCUUUUUAUCUCUGUGAAUUUGGGCGCAUGGGAAUAUGGGAUGAUAGAAGGUUCUGAAUCGAAAUAGAUUUUUUCACUUUGAUCAGUUUUUUAGGGUACAAAUCAUGCCUCAGAUUUUGAUCCUGAGUUUAGGUUCAUGCUUGAAGAAUGUCUUUCAUAUGUAUAACUAACAGCUUCGUCGUUCAGUGAAUAAUACGAAGUUCUCCAUUAUGCAUGGGUUUAUGUAAUUUCCGAAAUUUAAUGCUUCACACUGAGGCCCUGAUGAGUUUCA
This is a messenger RNA of Spinacia oleracea (spinach), 1293 nucleotides long. RefSeq lists its product as uncharacterized. Gene Ontology annotation, molecular function: 5S rRNA binding; structural constituent of ribosome. The record is from RefSeq and is a predicted model, not a curated record. Gene Ontology annotation, cellular component: ribosome; cytosolic large ribosomal subunit. The transcript is spliced from 3 exons. The coding region runs from base 107 to 883 and encodes 258 amino acids. Gene Ontology annotation, biological process: translation. NCBI's taxonomy places the organism in Eukaryota, Viridiplantae, Streptophyta, Magnoliopsida, Caryophyllales, Amaranthaceae.